This is a messenger RNA of Myxocyprinus asiaticus (Chinese sucker), 486 nucleotides long. Its product is annotated as opticin-like. Bases 1 to 462 code for a protein of 153 amino acids. The transcript has 5 exons. Lineage: Eukaryota; Metazoa; Chordata; Actinopteri; Cypriniformes; Catostomidae. The record is from RefSeq and is a predicted model, not a curated record.
AUGGUUGAACCCAAUAGCAGGAGCUUUAUUGAAGAAGAAGACUUUUCAGAAAAGAUGGUGCUGUAUGGCACUUUAACAGUUUUGACCUUGAUGAGCUUCGGUCUCAGUGCCCCUCCAGUAGAGUCAGACCUUGCAGGAUAUGGCCUGGAGAAUUACGAUGUGUACUCAAACACAUGGGAUCUGGAUUCCUACGGAGAGACUUAUGAUUAUGACGACCUGGAUGAGGAGAUUGAAGUUGGAACGCUGGCCCCUCCUCCAUCUGUCACUCAGCCACCUGCCACAGUUCCUCCUGAGGACUAUGUGGAGGAAGUGACGCUGCCACCCCACCCAAAAAUGUCACCUGCUACUCUAGACUUUUGCGGACCAGGACUGUUUGGGCCUGAUACAGGAUUAGGGAUGCCCUCUUGUCUGCUGUGUGUGUGUGUAUCAGUGGCAGUGUACACUGCGAUGACUCAGAGCUGACUCAGAUCCCCCCUCUACCCAAAG